Molecule: messenger RNA, 5502 nt
Organism: Oryctolagus cuniculus (rabbit)
Lineage: Eukaryota; Metazoa; Chordata; Mammalia; Lagomorpha; Leporidae
Source: RefSeq, a predicted model, not a curated record
GUUCUAGCCCCGGUUGAGGCGCCGGAUUCUGUCCCGGUUGUUCCUCUUCCAGUCCAGCUCUUUGCUGUGGCCCGGGAGUGCAGUGGAGGAUGGCCCAAGUGCCUGGGGUACUGGAGACCAGGAGGAAGAACCUGGCUCCUGGCUUCGGAUCAGUGCAACAUGCCGGCCGUAGCGGCCAUUUGUGGGGUGAACCAACAGAAGGAAGACUUCUCUCUCUCUCUCUCUCUCUCUCUCUCACUGUCUAACUCUGCCUGUCCAAAUAAAUAAAUAACUCAAGGGGAAGUCAUAACGGGGUAUACUUGUGUGCAUGGAAAAGAUGGAUAAGUUAGUGUUACUGAUCUGCAAGCAAUGCUGGCAUCCCAUAUGGGCGCCGGUUCAAGUCCUGGCGGCUCCACUUCCGAUCCAGCUCUCUGCUGUGGCCUGGGAAAGCAGUAGAAGAUGGCCUAAGUCCACAUGGGAGACCCGAAGGAAGCUUCUGCCUCCUGGCUUUGGAUCAGUGCAGCUCCAGGCUGUUGUGGCCAUCUGGGGAGUAAACCAGCAAUGGAAGACUCUCUCUCUCUCUCUCUCUCUCUCUCUCUCUCUCUCUUUCUCUCUGCAUUUCUGUAACUCUGCCUUUCAAGUAAAUAAAUAAAUCUUUAAAAGUCUGUGUUUUGCAUGGGCGUCUGGCCUAAGUGAUUAAGAUGCCCACAUCCCACAUCAGAGUUCGUGGGUUUAUUACCGAUGACUCUGGCUCCUGACUCCAACUUUCUGCUAAUGCAGACCCUGGGAGGCUGUAGUGAUGGUUCAGGUAGUAGAGUUCCUGCCACUGUGUGGGAGACCUAGACACCAUGCUUAGAUUUUGGCUUCGGCCUGGCCCAGUCCAGGCUGCUGUUUGCGUUUGAGAGUCAACCAUCAGAUGGCAACUCUGUCCCUCUCUCUCUGCCUUUCAAACAAACAACAAAACUCAGCACUCCCUUGUGAUAAAAUCAACUUUCAGCAAGCAGGAACUUCUUGAACCUGUAAAAGGGUAUAUACAAAAUAAGAAAAAAAAGUAUCUGUUUCAGUUGCACAAAAGAGGAAGUAGGGGUUGGCAUUGUGGCACAGUAAGCUAAGUGCAACGAGGUGGGGUGCACCCCCCAUCACAGUGCCGGGAAGGAUCCUGGCUGCUCCACUUCCCAUCCAGCUCCCUGCUAAUGCGCCUGGGAAAGUAGCAGAAGAUGGCCCAAGUGCUUGGGCCCCUGCCACUCAUAUGGGAGACCUGGAUGGAGUUUUAGGAUCCUGGUUUUGGCCUGGGCCAGACCUGGGAGUUGUGGCCAUUUGUAGGGGUUAGCGGCGGUGUGUGUGUGGUCUCUCUCUGUCCCCUUUCUCUUUCACUCUCCCCUUCAAUAAGUAAAUCUUAAAGAAAACAAAAAGGAAGUAAAAUAACUGCAGGCACAGAUUUCUUAUAGGCAACUGUAAAAGAGCAGGUGCUCUGUCCAGCUCAGUCCACACAGUUCACCACCCACUCUUGUGGCAAACAGCAGGGUACGGCUCGAACUUUGGAGCCUGGCGGUCCGGGGUUUGGCUCUGGACUUCACUGCUCCUUGGCGAGCUCUUUAGCUUGUUUCCUUUCCUCUAAAAACGAGGACAAACACCCACCUGUGUGAAGAUUAGAGACAAAGUCUAUAAAGCACCCUGGGACACAGGGACUGGGCAGUGACAGCUGUGUAUUCCUUCUCACUCAGCGUGUAUUGAGGUAGGUGCUGGGGGAAUGCAAAUGCCACAGUCCACGGCCCCGCCCUCCAGGAGCCCACAGACUACUGGGAAAGGUGGCCUGAGAGCAGCUAAUCACCGCACACACGAAGGAACAGCUUGGAGGAAGCUGCACACUGCCCGAGGGGCUGGGGAGGGGGUCAGGAGAGGCUGCAGAGAAAUGACUGGGGAGGAAAGGCAUGCAGAGGAGUGGAAGAGCGAGCGUGAAGGCAGAAUCCUGAAAACCUAAGGUCUUCACUGCUGAUGAUGCUGUGACCAAGGCGUCCCAGCCGGGGCAGUCGCCGGCCCCUGCUGCCACGGUCCACCUCUCCAUGCCCUGCCCCUGCCGCCUUUGGGACCCUCUCGCUGCAGCCUGCAGACCCUCCUGCUGGAGGUGAAUGUGAUGCUGGGCCCUUGGUGCACCCCAUGACGCCCCCAGCCUAGCUCCCCUUCCCACCUGGGCAGGAUGUUGGCCAACUCCUCCGCCAACACUUCUGCCAACAGCUCGGCACCGUGCCCUGACUACCGGCCCACUCACCGCCUGCACCUGGUGGUCUACAGCCUGGUCCUGGCAGCCGGGUUCCCCCUCAACGCCCUGGCCCUCUGGGUCUUCCUGCGCGCGCUGCGCGUGCACUCGGUGGUGAGCAUAUACAUGUGCAACCUGGCCGCCAGCGACCUGCUCUUCACCCUCUCGCUGCCCGUGCGCCUCUCCUACUACGCGCUGCACUACUGGCCCUUCCCCGAUCUGCUGUGCCAGACGGCGGGCGCUAUCUUCCAGAUGAACAUGUACGGCAGCUGCAUCUUCCUAAUGCUCAUCAACGUGGACCGCUACGUCGCCAUCGUGCACCCGCUGCGGCUGCGCCACCUGCGGCGGCCCCGCGUGGCGCGCCUGCUGUGCUUGUGCGUGUGGGUGCUCAUCCUGGUGUUCGCCGUGCCCGCCGCCCGCGUGCACAGGCCUUCGCGCUGCACCUACCAGGGCCACGAGGUGCGCCUGUGCUUCGAGAGCUUCAGCGACGAGCUGUGGAAAGGCAGGCUGCUGCCGCUCGUGCUGCUGGCCGAGGCGCUGGGCUUCGGGCUGCCGCUCGUCGCCGUGGCGUGCUCGUCGGGCCGGGUCUUUUGCACGCUGGCGCGGCCCGACUCCACGCACAGCCAGCGGCGACGGAAGACCGUGCGCCUCCUGCUGGCCAACCUCGUCAUCUUCCUGCUGUGCUUCGUGCCCUACAACACCACGCUGGCCGUCUACGGGCUGUUGCGGAGCCACCUGGUGGUGGCCAGCCAGGCGGCCCGCGAUCAGGUGCGCGGGGUGCUCAUGGUGAUGGUGCUGCUGGCCGGCGCCAACUGCGUGCUGGACCCGCUGGUGUACUACUUCAGCGCCGAGGGUUUUCGCAACACCCUGCGCGGCCUGCGCACUCAGCGCGGUGCCAGGACCUUGGCCACCAACGGGGAUCGAGGGGCGCUCGCUGAACGGCCUUCAGAGAUCCACAUCACCAGGCUGGAUACCACCAGUCAGGGGCUUCUCCAGCCGUCCGGCCCCGGGGCGCCCCUCACCCAGUGUCCCCAGGAUUCAGCCCUCUGAAAGGACAAUGCAUCUUAAUGCACGCCGCCCGGCCCCCAGAGCCCUGGGUGCAGGCUGGCAGUCUGUGCACGUGGACCUGGCACUUGGACUUCCGGGUCCCAACGUCAGCUCUGGAAUGCAGAAACACGUUGGUGUGGAAGCUCAAGGGUCCCAGGAAAGGAAGAGUGCUGCUGGGGAUGGCUUCUUUCAGCAGGGGUACAGCUGAGGACCCCUUCUCCCAUUGGAGGGAAACAUAACCUUGAGCCAGGCACUGGCUAAGAGCUGGCAGGCAGGACAGAAAAUGGGGACCUCAGAGUUGGAUGGCUGGAGGGUCUGAGAGCUGAAGGGCCUCCGGGCUUUGGCACCAAGCUCCCGAGAGGUUCUUUCCUUUGCUCCGGGCCAACCCGAGGGCCAGCGUGGCCACCUGCUCUCCUUUCCACCUAGGCUUCCUGUGCUCAGCGUUGAGCAACACACCAGGGUUUGUUUAUUCGACGUGGACAGGAUCGUGUUCCCUCUUUCUUAGGGACUUGUAACAAUUUAGGCCUGACACCCUACACGGGGACUUGGGCCAGAGCUUCCCCCCAAAUCCUAGUGCCUGCUCCCUCUUCUAGGUCGUCCAUUCUGGCACCACCACCCUUUCAGGGCGUCUCAACUCUGGGUUCUUAAUUUUCUCUCUCUUCUUCUCCACCUGCUUUGUCCAGAGUAAGGAGAAUUUUUUUUUUGUACUAAAGCAUCAGAACUCAAAAUUUUUAGUCUCAGACCCUUUUCACCGUCUUAAAACUGAGAAUCCCAGAUAGCUUUCGCUUAUUCUUUGUUCUUUGAGUACUUAGCCAUAUUAGAUGUGAAACAGGUACUUAGAACACAGAAAUACACAAACGCACGUUCCAAUAACUGUGAGAGCGACAGUGCCAUCGCACCUCGUGAGGCCUCUGGAGGCUCCACUUGUGAGGAGUGAGGAUGAAGGGACACGGGAUCUGGUGACCUCAGGGGCUUCAUCAAGGAGUUGGUCUCUGGAUUAUGCUUUGAGAACCGCUUGCCUUAGUGUUCGAGUUCAUGUCCAACUUCUCCCAGGCCAUUGCAGACAUUUGCAGUCUUCAUUUGUGCGGGCAGAGGGCAGUGCUCAGCAAAGUGAGUGCUAAUCAGAGGCCCUAAGGCCUGGGGUUUCCUGAGAGCUGCUGGGGCUGGCACCCCCAGUGGAACACUACCUAUGAGCCCUGGGACAGGGUGAAGCUAGGAGGGGAGGGAGGGGGCCUCUCUGCCACAGCCAGGAGACAGCUCACAGGGAAGUAAGGGGGAGACACGACGGGAGCACAGGAACCGCUGGGCUGUUCUUGGCGAGCUGGAGGCGAGGGAACCGGGCCAUCUACUGUUUCCUUUUCUCCUCACCCAAGUGGGGCGCUGGGAGGGGCUGUAGAGCUGCUGCUUCAACACCUUCAGAUUCUGACGGUGGCGAGGGCACUUGUUGCUGCACACCGGUCCUGUAUGCAUUUCUGUUCCUGUCUCUCAAUGCUGUGUGCUUUUCCUCUCUGUGUGUUUUAGUUCAGAAUAAGCCUUUUGUGUGUGUGUGUGUGUGUGUGUGUGUGUGCACGCGCACGCGCGCGCCUGUGUGUUUCUGGGAGUGCCACAGUUGGAGAUUUACUGGGGUAAAAUGACCCCUGGUGGCCAAACCCAGGAACUGACCCAGAUUCCUCAGACGGUAACCUCCCAGCUGGGUCCUUUCUCACCUGGGUGGAAGUUAGACGCCUGAGCCAGGCCCUUAACUCGCCCUGCACUAGAAAGAGGCCUGAUGAGUCGCACCUGCUCCAUCCUGCUUCAUCCUCAGGGGUCAAGACUAGUGCUCUUUCUACCCUGAGAACACCAAUAGUUUCAGAUCUCAUUGUGGUCCCAACUCUCAGCACUUUGCCCUAUCCAAACUGAACUGAACACAAUUUUCCACAAUUACUCGAGUACUCUUAUGUGCAGGUUACACGAGUGAAUUCCAAAGUAACUCAAACUCACCACACGUGUCACCUUCUAACAUACCACGUAAUGUACUUAUUUAUUUAUUUCCCCUUUCACAGCUUCUCGCCUGUCUCCUCCCACCCAUCUCCCUAGGUAGAAUGUGAGCUCCGUGGGGGCAGAAUGUUUGUGUUUCGGUUUUCUGAUGAGAUCCCCUCCCAGACCCCUGCCCCCUAACACCUAGAACAGUGCCUGGCACAGAGGAAGUGCUCAAUAAAUAUUUGUUGCAUGAAUGGACA